This is a messenger RNA of Biomphalaria glabrata, 4112 nucleotides long. Its product is annotated as transient receptor potential cation channel subfamily A member 1-like. The record is from RefSeq and is a predicted model, not a curated record. Gene Ontology annotation, cellular component: membrane. NCBI's taxonomy places the organism in Eukaryota, Metazoa, Mollusca, Gastropoda, Planorbidae. The transcript has 26 exons. Gene Ontology annotation, molecular function: protein binding; monoatomic ion channel activity. Bases 1 to 3771 code for a protein of 1256 amino acids. Gene Ontology annotation, biological process: transmembrane transport; monoatomic ion transport.
AUGUCGCAGGAUAAUUUGAAUAUAGGAAAUGAAGGGCACAUUAGAGCGCCAGAGGAUUCCAUCUCAUUGGUAUCAGACGAGAUUGAACCUUCAAUAAAAAUGCAACUGAAAAAGAACGCCAAAAGUCAGAGCGACUUUCGUGCUUACAACAAACGAACUUUGUCAGACGUGACAAUGGAUUUGACUGACAAUCGUGGGAAGCAGUGCAUGGAGACCAUGUCUAUGUUGGAAGGCAGCACAACUCAAAAGAUUCCGGUCAAGAAAAGCAUGUCGUUAGUGAACAAACUGCGAGCUAUCACCAAGAUGAGGUCACUCUCUCAAAGUAAAGGGGAAUCUGAUUCUCUUGCUGUGAAUGACCACGAGUUAAUUCUCUUUAGUUUGAUAGAAGACAGCCCUCUCCGAAUAUUAAAGUUUAACGUUCUUUUCGGACAGUUCGCUCAGAAUGGGAAUGCCAAGGAAGUAGCUCGGAUUAUACAAACAGACCCAUCACGACUGCAUGUCAAGAAUAACCGAGGUCAAACAGCAUUGCAUCUGGCUGUUAUCAAAGGUCAUCUGCAAGUUGUUGUGGUUCUCAAUGAAUUUCAUUCUGAUCUCAACGUUGUGGACAAUUGUGGUAAUACUGCACUACAUCUAGCCGUCUUAUCCAGAAAACCAGAGAUCAUUGAUCUUCUGCUCAAGAGCGGUGCCAACUCAAAACUAAAAAAUGACUUGCAUAUGAUGCCCAUCCAUUGUGCAGCCGAGCUGAAUGACACCGAUGUUGUCAACGUGCUGCUGGACAAUGGAGUGGAUGCUAACUGGACAGGCGAAAAUGGCAUGACGGCCUUACACUACGCAGCGGCUAAGGAUAAUGGCGAGGUCAUGAAAGUCUUGAUUCAACGUGGGGGCAAACCAUGUAAAAAAUGUGACUACGGAUAUUAUCCCAUCCAUUUGGCAGCUAAAUGUGCUGCAGCCAGUGCGAUGGAAGCCAUUAUCGAUAAAGCUCUACAAGCAGGUUAUACAAGGGAGCAAAUUCUUUCAUUUAAAGACAGAGAAAAUAAUCUCCCUUUACACGCCGCAGUCAAUGGUGGAAACCUUAAGGCUGUCCAAGUUUGUUUGUCUGCAGGAGCAUCAGUUCAAGCACAACAGGAUGAUGGUUCAACCCCUUUACAUUUUGCUUGUGCCCAAGGAAACUUUGAGAUGAUCAAACUAAUGAAAGAAAUUCAACAAGAAAACUUUUUGGCUGCUAUAUUUAUUUUGGAUGUGAUGAAAAUGUCACCGUUACAUAGAGCAGCAUUUUUCAACCACACAACAAUCAUGGAGUUUUUACUGGAACAUGGAGCAGAUAAAGAUUGUCAAGACAUCAAUGAUAGAACCCCAUUACUGUUGGCAGCUUCUAAAGGAUGCUGGGAAGCCGUUCAAUUGCUUGUCUCCAAAGGAGCUGAUGUUCAAGUGAAAGACAAAAGAAAUCGCAAUUUUUUACAUCUUGCUGUCAAGUAUGGUGGCAAGUUGGAACAGUUUGGACGAGCACUAAUAAAAGACAUCCAAGAUUUACAAAAUGACAAAGAUGAUUUUGGAUGCACACCUCUUCAUUAUGCAUCAAAAGAAGGUCACUUAAGAGCCUUGGAUGAUCUCAUUAAAAUGGGGGCUGUCCUUAAUAUGAAGAAUAAUGACAAGCAGUCUCCACUUCAUUUUGCUGCCAGAUAUGGACGCUACAAUACAUGUUGUCGUUUACUGGACAGUCACCAUGGUCCAAACAUAAUCAAUGAAACAGAUGGUACAGGGCUUACAGCCCUUCAUAUUGCUGCCCAAAAUGGUCACACCAAAGUUGUCCAGCUUUUACUACAGAGAGGAGCUGUGGUAAACAAAGAUAAUGAUGACAACACAGCAUUGCAUCAUGCUGCUGCCAAUGGUUGGACUCACACCAUGAAAGUCCUUAUAAGUGUCCAUUCCAACUUGAUAGAUGUUGUCAAUAAUGAAGCAGACACGCCCUUGCACGUGGCUGCUAAAAACGGGCAGGCAUCAGCAACAGUUCUCUUGCUCUCCAUUGGUGCAAAAAUUCUCUGUAACAAUCAAAAUGAAGCUUUCUUUGAUUACAUCAUUCAGAAUAAAUUUAGCGAAGUGGCUGUUGCAGUUAUAAAUCAUGACAGGUGGGAAGAAGUCCUUCAGACAAGUUGCAAGACAUAUGGAGCGUACAUACUUGGACUGAUUGAGCACUUGCCUGCUGUUUGCAUUAUAACGUACAACUUCAAGUACUUGGAUAUAUCCAACCAAUGUUUAGAGCAUGCCAGAAACAAUUCAAACAAUCUGGACAUCUAUCCACUCAUGUCUCUUUAUGCCAUGGUAAAAAACAACAGAGUUGACUGUCUAUCUCAUCCAGUAUGUGUGACAUUUUUAAAAGUGAAAUGGAAACACUAUGGAGUUUGGGUCUACUCAGCUUACUUGAUUGUAUACAUACUUUUCCUGGCUUCACUUACAAGUUUUGUAGUCAAUCACAACUCCUUGAUGCAUAUUGAAAUGAAGAGUAUGGAAAACUCAACAAUUCAACAUCUGAAUGGUGCCAUUGAAGGAGGCUACUCGUUUGAUCCCAUGUACACAGUCUGUCUUUGGUUUAUGAUGUUCUACAGUUGUUUAAAUAUCAUCAAGGAAGUGGUGCACAUAUGUAUAAUGAAACUACGCUACUUCGCAGACAUAGGCAAUGGUUUGGAGUGGACUUUGUACAUCACCUGCUCAGUUUUUGUCCUGCCUUUUUUAUUGGACAUGUCAUUUCAUUGGCAAUGGGAAGCUGGAGCUUUUGCAGUGUUUCUAGCCUGGUUUAAUUGCCUUGUUAUUUUGAAGAGGUUUGAUUUCUUUGGUAUCUAUGUGGUCAUGUUUUUGGAAAUACUUCGGACUCUCGUUCAAGUGCUUUGUGUGUUUUCCAUUCUAAUCAUAGCAUUCGGACUGUCGUUUUACAUACUACUUUCUAUUGAGGAAUCAAAGGCAUUUUCGACACCGCCUUUAUCACUUCUGAAAACCUUUAUGAUGAUGCUUGAACUGGACUACAUGGCUUCAUUCAAUGAGCAGUACACUGAUGAUAGGGAGGACACACUGCAUUUUGGCACAUUGACUCUGACUCUCUUAACCAUAUUUGUUCUCUUAAUGCCAAUUUUACUGAUGAAUUUACUGAUUGGUUUAGCAGUUGGUGAUAUUGAGUCGGUUCAAAAAGAUGCAAGACUUAAAAGAUUAGCGAUGCAGGUGGAGCUUCACAUAAAUAUAGAAAGGAAAAUGCCAUUAUUUCUUCGUGACAAAGUUGCAAUCACAGACUACAAACACUAUCCAAACAGAGGCAACAAACAAAUCGAAAAUGUGAGUAUUAAACAAAUAGGAAUGUAUAUGUUCCUCGAUCUUAUUGAGAGCUCUCCGUCUGUUACAGAAGUCUAUCUGCCGCCGGCCGCUUUCAUAAUUCAGUACUUGUUUUCAAUAAUUUCAUUUUCAAAAGAUUCUGGCGAUGGCAAAUCAUUGCAAUUAAGAAUUCAAAAUUCCUAUGUUCAAGAUGAUUUACAUAAACUUAAAGUGAGACUACGUGACAUAAGCACCGUGAUGGAUAAAAACAAUCAUCUCCUUCGCAAGAUCAUGCAAAAAAUGGAAAUCUCUACCGAGGACGAUGCAUGGGAUGAGGGCGCUGGGUCGAGCUACGGCUGUAAUGUAAUUCAUUGUAGAACUAAUGAGACCUAUAGAAGCAAAUCUUCUACAGAGAAACUGAAGUUUAAAGCAACUGUUACAUCGCUAUUGGCGAAUAGGAAACAUUUCAUGUAGAUUUUACUAACAUCUCAAGAUUCAUGUUAUCAGUAAACCGCAAAAUUCUGUAAGAAACAUGUACAUUUCUUCAUAUUUCUAUAAAUUUCAAUAUUCAAAUAUAUUUGUUCACUAGCAUUACCCACCAGCUACACCCAUUGAUUUGUUCCAAGGAUAUAUAAUUGUUUAUUUUGUCAUGUACCCGCCCCAUGUUUUCUUACUUAUAACAAUAUUUAACAUAUACUGAAACGCUCCUCCAUACAUUCCAUCUAAUUAGAGAAUCUAUUACGUUGAAUUGGACCCCAGCUUGUUGGAGCAUCACUUCUCUCCCCUCCACCAACUCGCCUUCGUAACAAAUAGGC